GACCACAUCCUCUACUCGACCAGAGGUUUCUGCUGCCCAAUUACCGAAAGUGCCGCCCUGUUUUAGUAUAUAUAGGAUUGCUGCCUAGGGUUACCAUCGUCCCCUGGAUUCCCUCCUGGUCUUGGAAAUCAGACUGUCGGAUAGACUUUGCUGUUGUCGCACUUGUCCGUCAUAGUAGGUUUCCACCUAUACCAAUUUCGGAACGCUAUAUAGAGCUUCAGGGCUAUCUUUUUUUUUUUUUAAAAAAAAGACCUCUCAAUUUCGAUUACACUUUUUUCUGACAUUUCUUCACCUUAGUUUCGACUAAACCUUUCCUAAAGGUGUGUAUAACAUUUUUUUAUCGUUCCUGCGGUAUAUAUAAUACUCUGCAAGCUCGGUCCGUUCGCCUUCUUCUUCUUCCUUUUUCUUUGGCCUUACUUUUUUAUCUUCCUUCCCCUGCUUUGAUCUGUCGCACAAGGUUAUCGUUUCUUUAUGCUUCUCUGCAUUGAGGGACGAGGCGAGCGAUGGAACCAUCUUUUGUUUGGCUGGCCUUAGAAUCAUCGUGAGAGCUGACGGAUGGCCUGAUAGGAGACUACUGAAACGCUACAAAUAGCACCGCCUCAUCGGUGCUGUUUUACCAUUCGUCUCUGCCUUCCUAGGGUGACCCAAGCAAGAGAUUAAAUAAAGACUGUCCUCUUCAUAAAUCAAAGAGAAUAUGGCUUCCUUUGAGCCAUGCCAGUAUCAGCCAUCACCCGCACUGGCCCAGCAAACUGGGUUACAUGCAGACCUGCGGCUACUCCCAGCCAGGAGCGAGUCCCCAUUGAACCCAAUUGAUCGCUACGUUGCGGACGAACCUACCGGUGUCUUGGUCACCGACGGCACUCGAAACCUGUGUCCCCCCCAGCCGCUGAUGUUGCCGUACGAUAUCGCAUACAGCAAUACGGGGAGCAAUUUCCAGUACCCGUAUCGGGGUCUAGCGGAUGACGAGUCCUCGGGGAGUGGGAACAAUAGACUCUACUAUCCUACUUUCGCAGCGCCGACCGACUCUUCAAGCGGAUCUCCCGGGGAAGACGACUAUCGCCAGCAGAGCUCCGCUGCUACUAGCCCGGAUCAUCCCGGCUUAACAUUUCCGGAGCCCUCGUGGGGUCAGGAGAACAACCCCAUGCCGCGAACUAGUGAUUCGAAUGCACCCGUGGACCCGGAACUGGCACCGAAUGACUUUGUGUGCCCGAGGGAAGUUCAUCACAUCUCCCCCUGCGGGGACGACCGGAGUCAGGGGGGGCAUGACGACUCCAUGGAAGAUGACGACGGGAACUGCUACGCAUACUCGCAGGACAUGCCUAUGACCCUUCAACCAUACUAUAGUCGGCCAUGCUAUCAAUACGAUCGGGCCCCUCCCCCAGUAGGGGUGUUCCCACGGCAGCACGAUGACCCUCCGAACCACGAUCAUUCCUACCCCUCAGCGCCAGUCUCCAGGCAGAGUUCGCCUUCUAAAGCUUUAAAAUUAAGAUUAAAUAGGGAAAAUAGGGAGCGCCGGAGUAAAUACCCCCCAGAUAUGAUGCAGCCGUGUAUCGCAAGGCCCGGUGAGGGUGAGAAAGGCCGGAAGGCCCCGAGUGAGAAGACUCGGGGUCGGGGUGCGGGAAAGAAGACGAAGGAGAAGAAGGUCUGUCGUAUGCACCCAACCAAAGUGUUUAACCACGCCUCGGACUAUAAGUAUGGCCCCCCCCUCACCCCUCUUAUUGCCUGGCAACGGGCUGACCACAACUCGCUUGGCCAUCAGAAAACACAUGAAUCAGCAACACCUCCGACCAUUCCUCUGCGUAUUCUACUUCGCAGGCUGCGGUCAAACAUUCGGCAGCAAGAACGAAUGGAAGCGCCACGUAUACAGCCAACACCUCCAGAUUUCCUACUGGACUUGCGACAACGCCAUGUGCGCUGACAGGAAGGCGAUCUUCAACCGAAAAGACCUCUUCGGACAGCAUAUCAAGCGUAUGCACCCGGCCCCAGCGGGCCCCAAAACUUCCACCGCAGCCUACACGGAUGAAAUGAUCGAGCGUUGCCGCGUGGAGCGCCGAAAGCCGCCUCAGAAGAGCAGGUGCGGCUACUGCAGUCAGCCGUUUGAGGGGCCGCAGAGCUGGGACCAACGGAUGGAGCAUGUCGGCCAACACUACGAGAAAAACAACUACAAAGGCAUCUCCCGCGAGCUCUGGUCUCCGGAUGAAGGUCUUAUCGAGUGGGCUUUGAGCCAUGGGAUCAUCGAGGAUAAUGGGGGUGGUGUUUAUGCCAUUCUUUCCACGGGAAAGGACGCUAUCGUGAAGGCUGGGGUUGAGCAGAAAAAACUGGCGAAGGAGGAGAUGGCGAGGGAGGGGGAGAUGGCGAGGGCUCGGAGGUAUGCGGAUGGUGAUAUCGAUGAUGUCGAUGAUGAUGAGAGAGAUGCUGAGGGCGAAGAUGAUUACAUCUACCGAUAAACCUCAACAGGCGCCAAUGUCAUCCCCUCCUCGAGGUCCCUCGGGUCACAUAUUAAGAAAUUUGCUGGAAACUUCCUUGCCUAGGUCUUCCAAAUUGGCUUUUCUACCUCCUCUGCCUUACUUCCUUACUCCUUUCGUCUUCCAUCCCCUGUUUUCUGCUUUUCGACCACCGAUUUCAGAUUUCCUCUAUUUCCUCUCAUUUUUGUCAUUCUUCGGUAUAUAUGGUUGCUUGGCUAUAGACGGAUGUUUUCUCGGAUUCCUCAUUUUAUUUCUUUCACAAAGAAGGGCGUGACACUGUUCGGGUUGGGCUGGGUUGGAUCGGUUGUUUGGGUCUGUUUUUCUUCUCUUUUUUUUCCUCUUUCUCUUUCUCUUCUCUUUCUCUUUCUCUCUCCCUCUUUUUUCUUCCCCCGACUCGUAUGGGGAAAAGAAAAAAAAAAGGCAUCUGGAGGACCGGUGGGAAGGGGUUUUUUUUUUCCUGAUUUCUGAGACACCCUAUUUGUCUACCUAUUUCAAUCUACUCCCCAAUAGGUUAUGUGAAAUCUGAUCGGGUCGAAAGGAGUUACUUUUUUGACAAGAAAAAAAAAACACCCCUGUUGCGAUGUGAUUUCUACGAGUAGAGUCUAUUCUACCUGUCGAAUUGUGUGAGUCUAGUCAACCACUCACUCACCUUGUGUCACUCGCGGGGUGAAACAUGUAAAUCAGGAACUUCCCGACCGCUUGUCUCAAUAAGCCAACCAACUAACCAACACACCGAUCCGGAGGCCAGCGGGGGGGGACAAGUGAGUGGCAGUGAACGCCAAUAUCAUACCGGUUGCUACAAUACAAUACCACGACCCUCCCCAGAACCUCAUCCACCGAUAGCAGAAAAAGAGAUGAAAUCAAAAUCGGUCAUGAGAG
Messenger RNA from Tuber aestivum (summer truffle), 3344 nucleotides. The record is from the annotation of a GenBank genome assembly. Lineage: Eukaryota; Fungi; Ascomycota; Pezizomycetes; Pezizales; Tuberaceae.